AUGAAGACGUCUCUUCGACUCUUGAAUGCAAUUGGCCGCGCUUCUCCGAGAUCGCAAAGCACCAGCUUUAUCGGGCUAGGUCGUAUGGGGCACGAAAUGGCCUACAAUCUGUUCUCCAAACAAUUUGCGCAGGCCAACGAGUCUGAAUUCGUGGUCUGUGAUGCUAUCCCGGAAUGUGCUCAGAGCUUUCGCUCAAACUUCAUGAAACAAUACCCCGGUGCCAAGAUCAACGUCGCUAACACCCCAGAAGAGGCGACUCUAGCUUCUCAGACAAUCAUUACUAUGCUACCUUCCUCGCCUCAGGUUCUGAGUGUGUAUAACAAUGGUAUAAUCCCGAUACUUCGAAAGCUCCCCACAGAUCAAACACACAACACCCUUUGUGUUGACUGCACUACUCUCGAUGUAGAUGUUGCGCGUUCCGUGACAAAGGAUGUCACUGAGACCGGAUCGCAAAUGGUUGACGCACCCGUUUCUGGAGGUGUAACCGGUGCGAAAGCUGCAACGCUUGCAUUUCUCGUCGGCGGAACGAUUGCGGCCUUCAAGCAAGCGCAACCAACUCUAGCUCUCAUGGGACAGAGAAUCAUUCAUUGUGGACCUUCUGGUGCCGGUCUGGGUGCAAAAAUAUGCAACAACCUCGUCUUAGGUGUCCAACAAAUUGUUGUGGGCGAAGCGAUGUUGCUGGGUAUAAAGUUAGGCCUUGAUCCGGCAGUUCUUUCCAGCGUAAUCAGCUCGUCAACUGGGAAUUGUUGGUCUAUCUCGGUUAAUAAUCCAGUUCCUCGUGCUUUGCCCGAGAAAUCGCCACCAUGUGAGAGAGACUACGAAGGAGGAUUCGCCUCGGCUCUGAUGCUCAAGGAUAUGGGACUUGCCAGUAAUGUGGCCGCCAUGGCUGGAUGUCCCAUUCCCUUGGGACAGGCAGCCGAGGCGUUAUAUGCACAGAUGAUUGAGGAACAACCAGAGUUGGCGCGGAAAGACUUUUCGUCCGUAUACAAAUUUCUGCAAAAAACAGCGGAGGAAAGAAAGGCGGUCAAACUGGGCGUAGUAUCACCGUGA
This is a messenger RNA of Lentinula edodes (shiitake mushroom), 1050 nucleotides long. Its product is annotated as 3-hydroxyisobutyrate dehydrogenase. The transcript has 7 exons. Gene Ontology annotation, molecular function: 3-hydroxyisobutyrate dehydrogenase activity; NADP binding; NAD binding. Gene Ontology annotation, cellular component: mitochondrion. Gene Ontology annotation, biological process: L-valine catabolic process. Lineage: Eukaryota; Fungi; Basidiomycota; Agaricomycetes; Agaricales; Omphalotaceae. The coding region runs from base 1 to 1050 and encodes 349 amino acids. The record is from RefSeq and is a predicted model, not a curated record.